Molecule: messenger RNA, 3820 nt
Organism: Lutra lutra (Eurasian river otter)
Lineage: Eukaryota; Metazoa; Chordata; Mammalia; Carnivora; Mustelidae
Gene: NADK
Product: NAD kinase
Biological process (GO): NAD+ metabolic process; NADP+ biosynthetic process
Molecular function (GO): NAD+ kinase activity
Source: RefSeq, a predicted model, not a curated record
GGGUCGGGGCAGCCGAUGUCCCACCGCGGGCCUCCCGCCUCCAGCCCUAGACCCCCAGGCCGCAGCACCGGGUCCCCCACCCUCAGCCCCAGGUCCUUGCUCGCGGACCCACGUGCGAGGGCGGGGCGCAUGCGCGGGGGCGGGCCGUGCGCGCGGGGCGGGGCGAGGCGCAUGCGUGGGGCGGGGCGUGCGCGCGGGGCGGGGCGCUUGCGUGCGGGGCGCGCGUGCGCACUGGCUGCAUUGCUGCUCGGCGGGCCGGCGCCGCGGUCCCGGCGGCCGUGGGCGCGGGGCGGCCAUGGGGCGGCGGGCGGCCGCGGCGCCGGGGCCCGGCUAGCGACGGUGAGCGGCGGCGGGGCGGCGUGGCCCGCGGGCUCGAUCCAGAGAGGGGACGGCCCCGCAAGCGCCCAGGGCAGCGAACGGCAUCAGUGUUUUUCUGAUCGGAGUCCUUGUUUACCGACUGUGGAAACGGAACACGAGAAAGUCAACAUGAGUAAGGCACAGAGCGCAGAUCCGGCCUCAUACCGCUGCUCCGCAUGCCAUGGGGACGAGGACUGGGGGCCCAACCACCCCAUCCGGGGCCGGGCCAAGUCCCGCAGCCUGUCUGCCUCACCCGCCCUGGCGAGCACCAAAGAGUUCAGGAGGACUCGCUCUCUGCAUGGGCCGUGCCCGGUGACCACGUUUGGACCAAAGGCCUGUGUGCUGCAGAACCCCCAGACCAUCAUGCACAUCCAGGACCCUGCCAGCCAGCGGCUGACGUGGAACAAGUCCCCGAAGAGUGUUCUCGUUGUCAAGAAGAUCCGGGACGCCAGCCUACUGCGACCCUUCAAGGAGCUGUGCGUGUAUCUGAUGGAGGAGAACAACAUGAUUGUGUAUGUGGAGAAGAAAGUUCUGGAAGACCCUGCCAUAGUGAGCGAUGACAACUUCGGACCAGUCAAGAAGAAGUUCUGCACCUUCAGAGAAGAUUAUGAUGACAUUUCUAAUCAGAUCGAUUUCAUCAUAUGCCUGGGAGGGGAUGGGACCCUGCUGUAUGCGUCCUCGCUGUUCCAGGGCAGCGUGCCUCCAGUCAUGGCGUUCCACCUGGGUUCCCUGGGCUUCCUGACCCCCUUCAACUUUGAGAACUUUCAGUCCCAAGUUACUCAGGUGAUACAGGGGAAUGCAGCCGUAGUUCUUCGGAGCCGGCUGAAGGUCAGGGUCGUGAAGGAACUCAGAGGGAAGAAGACUGCAGUGCCCAACGGGGUCAGCGAGAACGGCGUGCUGCCCGCGGACCUGGACGCGGAGGUCGGGAAGCAGGUCAUGCAGUACCAGGUCCUGAACGAGGUGGUGAUUGACAGAGGCCCCUCCUCAUACCUGUCCAACGUGGAUGUCUACCUGGACGGGCACCUCAUCACCACGGUGCAGGGUGACGGGGUGAUCGUCUCCACCCCGACGGGCAGCACAGCGUAUGCGGCCGCCGCCGGGGCCUCCAUGAUCCACCCCAACGUGCCAGCCAUCAUGAUCACACCCAUCUGCCCCCACUCGCUGUCAUUCCGGCCUAUCGUGGUCCCUGCGGGGGUCGAGCUGAAGAUCAUGCUGUCGCCAGAAGCAAGGAACACUGCAUGGGUGUCCUUCGACGGACGAAAGAGACAGGAGAUCCGCCAUGGGGACAGCAUCAGCAUCACUACCUCUUGCUACCCGCUCCCCUCCAUCUGCGUCCGAGACCCCGUGAGCGACUGGUUCGAGAGUCUGGCGCAGUGUCUCCACUGGAAUGUGCGGAAGAAGCAGGCACACUUCACGGAGGAGGAGGAGGAGGAGGGAGGGGGCGGGGGAGGGGGAGGAGGAAGAGGGGGAGGGCUAGGCCUGAGCUCCUGCUGUCCACACUAGGGACCCCAGAGACCCGAAGCUGCUCCGCUGCCUCGUUCCCACUUGCCCUCCGGGAGCAGGCUGACCUGAGCACAUGCGCUGUGAGCCCCGAGCAGGCAUCAGAAGUCACAGCACUUUCUUUUGUAGCGGGGGGGGGGGGGGGGGGGGGGGGAGCCAGGAAUCUGCCUUUUGUCAACCAGAUCAGCCAUUUUUAACAUUUUAAAUCUGACGUCUUUUUGCAUUUCUAAACAAGAAAAGUGAGUGCUGGUGAGGGCUCGGAAGUCCACACCGGGGCGGUGCGCCCCCGUGCGGUCCCUCAGAGCCUGAUCCCAGGGCGGGGACCCCAGAGGGGGAUGUGCUCCUCCAUGAUUCCUUGUCAGGAAGCUCGUGCUUCAGUCAGUCUGUUGAAAUUCAGAGGGGAUCAGAACGGCUUGAUCUGUCUUUACUUGUCGAAAAUAAAUGCCUUGUAGCCAAAAAUCUUCCUUUAGCUACCACGAUUUUCCCCUUAAAUCCUGCACCUUUUCCCCUAAAAGGACUCGAAGGGGACGCUUCUGUAGAGAGCAGUUUGGUGUUUGAUUGGCUGAUACGUGGAGGGUCCCCUCCUUCCUGCCCCGCACCUGCACCUCCUCUGGGCGCACCUUCCUGCCUUGGUCUCCAGGCCCUCCCCUCCCCCACUGCUGUGGUGUGCGAGCCCAGCGGUGGCCCGGUGGGAGGUCAGACCCAUGCACAUUCCUCACCAAGCAGGGGCGGCCCCCUCUGCACCCUGGAAGGUAUUUUAAGUCCUGUGUACACUUUGUAGAGAUCAUUUUAAGCUUUUUGAACUGCUUAUGUACAGAUUUUAUUGUACACACUUUGAAGAUGACAGAGGGAGCGGGAUUUGUACUGUUACGAAAUGGAGCCUUGCUCCAAUGUUUACACGUGUUCUGUGUGGCACUGUGUGCUGGGACCACUCUGUUCAGUGUGCUUACCGUGGGGGUGACGGCCCGCGGGGUGAGAGGGUGCUUCUCAGUUAGUAAGCCGUGGUACUUGGACUGCAGCUAGAAGAUGGGGACGCAUUGCUUAGUGAGGAAAGAGGUGGUUGGGGACGUUUUGUGUUGAUUCUGCUCUUGCUUCUCCCCGUGGGUCUUGGGCUCGCGAGGAAGCUCCCAUCAUUCCAGCGGUCGCUCCACUGCCCACAGGCUGUGUAGGGCGUGUGCACGUGUGCUUGCCACAUGGGACCCAGAACCUGUGUGGUCUGGUGGGAGCCGUGGCUCGGUGCAUGUGGCUUUGGCCCGUGGUUAUCGUUGCUGACCGACGUCCUGCACUGGGUAUCUGUUUCUGAGUAGCUGCUGUCUCUUAGAGCUGCAAUUUUUAUCUAUUGAAUCAGCAAGAAUAGAAGGGACAGAAACGGCCCUUUUUUCCUGGACCCGCUUCUGGGGUGACAGGGACGGUCCUGUGCUUUGUCUUGUGGAGGGUCACGUGCCUCAUUCUUGGGCUGAUAGAAAGGCUGGGGGCCCGCGCGGGCAGCCACCCUCAGCCAGGGGCCUCCAUAGAGCAGGCUUUGCGGCCUGAGCGUGGCCUCCCACAUCCAUACUUUGGGGCUUCUGGCCCUCAGGGUGGUUCUUGGCUGAUGGCCUGGAGUUGGAAAGGGAGGGGCCCACAUGGCCAUCCUGCGGGGGCGAGACGUGGUUAGGGGGUUGCUGCCCAGGCUCCCUUGGGCUGAGAGGGGCCCCAACCAAAACUCCCAGCUUUAGGUCCAAAGACAGUGGCAUUUGGGAUUUGGGUCACUGGUUUAGACAAAAAAAAAAAACAAAAAAAAAAACAAGUAUUAACCAAGUCCAAAAGCAGCAUGAUUUGGAAUGAUCUAGAAAACUUUGGAUUUUUUGAAAUAAAUUCUUAAUGUUUCAUAUUGUUAAUAUCUCGAAAAUUUGUUAGAUGUCGUUGAAAGCCUUAUUACACUAUUUUCAGAUCCUUUCAAUAAACAGACUUGUUUAAAAACUUG